AGGACCAACCAUCAGAGAAAUGCCAGCGAGGAAGAAAGCCUCGAGGAACAACCUAAAAUACUCUAGAUCUCCUAAAGUCAUGCCUAAGAAUAAGCUACCAGAUCUAGAAAGCCACUUGGAAGCUAAACAGUCAGAUAGUAAUAGACCUCCACAGUCUACAGGUUUGUUCGAUAUUUGGUACCACAAGGAUAGGUCAGCGAUGAUCAUUCUCGUCAUCUUGUACCUUCUCCAAGGUGUCCCGACCGGUUUGGCAUUCGGAAGCAUUCCUUUCUUACUCAAAUCUAAACUUUCCUACUCACAGAUCGGCGUCUUCUCUCUCUCGACAUACCCGUACUCACUCAAACUACUCUGGUCACCAAUCGUAGACGCAUGUUUCAACCAGAAACUAGGCAGGCGUAAGAGCUGGAUCGUUCCUAUCCAAUUUCUCGUCGGUGCCAUGAUGUAUUGGAUGUCCUUCUGGAUUCAAGACAGUCUAGCACAAGAAGUACCAGACGUCAACCUACUCACUUUCACUUUCUUCUCGUUGAUCUUCUUGGCUGCAACUCAAGACAUCGCUGUAGAUGGAUGGGCUUUGACACUCCUCAGCCACGAGAACCUCUCAUUUGCAUCAACAGCACAAACCAUUGGUUUAAACACUGGUUACUUCCUUUCAUUCACAGUCUUUUUGGCCUUGAAUUCCGUAGAGUUUAGCAACAAAUACUUUAGAUCGACCCCGUUAGACUACCCACUCGUUACACUUGGUGGAUACCUUCAAUUCUUUGGUCUUGUCUUUGUUUUGUUCACAAUUUGGCUUGCAUUCUUCAAAAAAGAGGAGAAUGUCAUAGAAAACCAAGAUGAAAUGGAUAUUAAAAAGGUCUACAAUCAGAUGUUAUCAAUUCUGAAACUCAAACACGUUCAAUCAUUUGUAAUCGUCCAUUUGGUUGCCAAAAUUGGUUUCCAAGCGAAUGAAGCAGUUACUUCUCUUAAGUUAUUAGAGAAAGGCCUCAGCAGAGAAGACCUCGCUUUGGCAGUUCUCAUAGAUUUCCCAGUCCAAAUCAUCGGCGGAUGGCUCGCUGCUCGCUGGUCACAAGGACGCAACCCACUGAAACCAUGGUUGGGUGCAUUCGUCGGUAGAUUAGCCUACGCAAUUGUAGCUAUGCUCGCCAUAAAGCUAAUCGAGCCACCUGUAACUUCAUCCGUUUUUGCAUCUGUUAUUGCAAUGACAUUAGUCGGUGGAUUCAUGUCGACUGUCCAAUUCGUCGGUAUAUGCGCCUUCCACACGCAGAUUGCCGAUCCACUGAUUGGAGGUACUUACAUGACUCUCCUUAACACAGUCUCCAACCUCGGUGGAACCUGGCCUCGCUAUUUUGUUCUCAAGGCAGUAGAUGGGCUCAGCAUAGCAACCUGUCACGUUCACGAGGAAAAUGAGGACGUCAUUGUCAAAGCCCAAGAGUGCAGCUCUGAGCAUGGAAAAUCUCUCUGUACGGAUAUUGGUGGUCAAUGUGUCGUUGAGCGCGACGGUUACUUUGUUACGAGCACCCUUUGCGUCGUUAUCGGAACAGUCAUUCUUUUUACCUACAUAUAUCCAACUGCACGUAAAUUGCAACAACUGCCAUUAUCUGCAUGGCGUAUCAAAACCAAAUCGGCAAGUCAUACCGUAUAAAUAAAACGCAAAUAUUGUACUUUAAACCAUUUGACUUAAACUUCCGCC
This is a messenger RNA of Wallemia mellicola CBS 633.66, 1690 nucleotides long. Its product is annotated as MFS general substrate transporter. NCBI's taxonomy places the organism in Eukaryota, Fungi, Basidiomycota, Wallemiomycetes, Wallemiales, Wallemiaceae. Gene Ontology annotation, cellular component: membrane. The transcript is spliced from 4 exons. The coding region runs from base 20 to 1642 and encodes 540 amino acids. Gene Ontology annotation, molecular function: acetyl-CoA transmembrane transporter activity. The record is from RefSeq and is a predicted model, not a curated record.